AUUUAGGCGUUUUAGCUUACCGUCGGAUUUUUACCAUCUCUGAUUUUUUACUCAUAUUUGCAGCAAAUUAAAAAUUUUAUUGCUUUAAUAGAUGUAAGUUUUUAGAAAUUAUAUUGAAGUGGUCAAAAUAUCUACCUACCCACCCACCUUCGUGUGAUUUCUUUCCUUUUAAGGCCAAGCUAACAUGGAUUUAGUCGAUCUGUGUAGAAUUACUGGAUUGUCAGAAAAAUUUCGUAUUGCUAUCAAUAACAUCAUUCGAGAUUUCUGUACUAAUGAAGAUGUUUCUGAAUUUAUAUUUCCCUCGACACUAUCAAAUGAACAGCGUAAAUAUGUACAUGAAAAAUGCAAGCGGAUGGGAUUGUUAACUAAGUCACUCGGUAGGGAACCGAAUCGCAAACUACACAUGUCGAAACAAACAAAAUUGUAUUGCAAGACGUUUUACUUAUUUCAUCAUGAAAAUUCAUAUCAGAGCUGCACUUCUUAUUUGAAACAGUAUAGAGAAGCUUUUCAUCAGAUAAGCAAUGAAGAAGCCAGCUCAUUUUCUAAUAAUAAACUGUUGGGUAGGUUAAAUUCUGGAGGUACAGUUACUGUCAAUGAGCCUGUAUCAAGUAAGUUUGACAGUUUUCGAAAAAACCUACCCAUUUGGGCCAAAAAGGAAGAAUUUCUUAAUUUAAUGCAUUCUAAUCAAGUAGUUAUUAUUACUUCAGAGACCGGAUCUGGAAAAAGUACACAAAUUCCUCAGUUUAUUUUAGAAGACCUCUGUACAAAGCAGACACCGGGCAAGAUAAUAUGUACACAACCACGUCGAAUAUCAACAGUUGCCGUUGCAGAACGGGUAUCUGAGGAACGAGGUGAAACUUUGGGUGGGACCAUUGGUUAUCAAAUCAAAUUAAAAUACGUGUGUAGUCCUCAAUCUGCGUUAAUUUAUUGUACGAAUGGAAUCCUGUUAAAAACACUUAUGAGUAAUAAGAACCAAGAGUAUUUGAUGAAUAUUAGUCAUAUUAUAGUCGAUGAGAUACAUGAACGAGACAAGUACACAGAUUUUCUUUUAAUAGCCCUUAAGCAAAACUUGGAUCAUUAUCCUCAUUUGAAGAUUAUUUUAAUGUCCGCAACGGCUGAUGUAGAUUUGUUUGCUUCUUAUUUUAACGAUGCUAAAACUUUACAUGUCCCAGGUAGAAAUCAUUCCAUUACUCAACUGUUUUUGGAGGAUAUUUUAAGUCGUAUCAAUCAAAAUAACUCCCAAGGCACAACUUCACAUUUUAUUGUCCCUACCACUACACCGUCGACUACACAUGAUUUGAUGUACGAAUUUGAUCUGAUGAAUGAGGUUGUUUCUAAUUGUAUGGAAACGGGCGACGAUAGUUAUUUUGAACAGUUACUACAUUUAAUCCUCUCUGAAAACAGCAAUGUCAACCAUCAAACCAGUAAAGGUUACACACCACUCAUGGCCGCUGCUGCGCACGGCAGAUUGGAUAUUGUAGAACCACUACUCAAUUUAGGUGGGAAUGUCGCUUUAAAAUCGUACUGGGAAGGAUUCACGGCGGCUAAUUGGGCAUGGCACUAUGCAAAAUUUGAGGUACAUCAUAUGCUUCAAGCAUACGAAUCGAUGUUAUCAGAAAAUGAUGUUUGUGAUGAUGAUCAAAGUGCAGCUCUUCUAGAAAUGUACGAUCGCUCUACAUCAGAUGAUGUAAUUGAUUUUAACUUAAUUGUAAAAAUUAUUGAAUACAUUCAUCUUAACGAUAAUCGUGGUACCAUUUUAAUUUUUUUGCCUGGAUACGAAGACAUCAUAAUGUGUCAAGAUGCUAUUUUAUUCUCAAAAUUAUUAAACGUAGACGAGUUUGAAUUAUUUUUACUUCACGGCAGUAUGAAUAUUAACAUGCAACAAGGAGUUUUUAAAACCAUUCGACACAAGCAUAAAGUUAUUCUAUCGACGAAUGUUGCCGAAACCAGCCUUACGAUAAGUGAUGUUGUAUACGUUAUUGAUACAGGACGAGCUAAAGAGAAGUCGUAUGAUUCGAUUAGUGGAACUUGCAGUUUGCAAAAAAUUUGGAUCUCCAAGGCUAACGUGAAACAAAGGGCUGGCAGAGCAGGUCGAACGUGUCCAGGGAUAUGUUUCCACAUGUUUUCCAAGAGACGAUAUUUUUCCCUGCUUGACAAUCAGAUUCCAGAAAUGCUUAGGGUUCCUCUUCAUGAAGUUUGUCUGCAAACCAAAUAUUUGGCACCAAGUGGUGUAAGCAUCGCACAGUAUUUGAAACUAGCAAUAGAACCUCCUUCUCCAAUGUCUGUGGAGAUGUCAAUUCAGAAUUUGAAAACGUUAAAUGCCCUGGACAAGAAUGAAGAAUUAACUGUUUUAGGACAACAUUUGAUUCAAUUAUCUAUAGAUCCGAAGCUAGGAAAGAUGUUAAUCUACGCCAUUGUGUUUAGAUGUCUGGAUCCUGUUCUAACAAUCGUUUCAUGUUUAGCAUACAGGGAUCCAUUUGUCAUACCACUACAAUCAAACUUAAAGCAGCUUUCAAUUAAAAAACAAAAAGAGCUAGGAGGAGAUUAUUUAAGUGAUCACUUGAUACUGUUGCGCGUUUUUCAGCUUUGGCAGGAAGCUAGAUCAAGUCAGAACAAAAAAGAAGUAACGGAAGAGUAUUUUAUCAGUUGGUCUGCGAUGGAAAUAAUCUAUGCCACCCGAUCUCAGCUAUUAUCUCACUUAAGAGGAAUGGGGUUUAUUAGCAUGAACAAGCCGUUUACUCUCCAUGAUCUGAAUAUUAAUUCAAACAACUGGCCGAUGGUGAAGGGCGCAUUAGCCGCAGGAAGUUAUCCAAACAUUGCGUUCAAUGUAAAUCGUCAUUAUGCGACUAAGAACGAAAAAAAAGUCGUUUUUAACAAAUGCUCAAUUUUGAGCAACUUACACCCUCAUACAAAUAGAGGCACGGAUUAUUGCAUAAUAUAUGAAGAAUUGUCCAAAACUGGUCAGCAUUGUAGUAUUAGAUAUGGAACUGUUAUUACUCCAAUUACUGUAGCUCUAAUGUGCGGAAAAGAAGAGAUCAAAGAAGACAAUAGUUUGGUUAUAGAUGAUUGGUUGAAUUUCCAACAAAGUAAUGAGAUAUUAACCGAAUACCGUUUGGCAUUACAUGAAAUCAUUAAUAAAAAGAUCUCCUGUCCAGAGUACACAUUUAAUGAUGUAGAAAACAGUAUCUUAAAAAUAGUUUCCAAAAUGCUGUCUGAUGAAGAAAAAAUGUGUCAACUAGCGCAACCCAAUGAUAUAGGUGUCAUUCCUAAAUGUUUUCCAGUCUUUUCUAAAACAUUUAUGCACAACCAUCACAAGAGAACAAAUCAUACGCACAAUAUAUCGAAUGUGGUUUUAAGUCGCUUAAAUAUUACGGCACCCUCGGCAAGUAGAUCAAGAAGUGUUCAAUCAGCUCCCGAAAAUGUUAGUGGUAAUAACUGGAAUUACAAAAUUAAUGAAAAAUCGCAAAUUGUUGUCGAAAGUAAAUCGGACAAGUUACUUAAAGCCUUAAUACCAACAAAUAGUUACAUAAAUGGCCGCAAGGUCACGCAAGAUAUCUUACCAUUGCAUAGCCUAGAGCUUCCAGCUAACACUGUAUUUUUCAUAGUGAAACCUCCUAACUAUGAAUGCUUGCAGAAGGGCAUUUCGUCAAGUUCCUGGAUAUUUGCACCUCAAUCGGAACGGAAAAUUUUUAAAUGUUUUGUUCAAGGGUUUUAUAUCAUUUUAUUUUUUAAUAUACUCAAAACAACCGAGUUUCAAGGUUUUGCUCGAUUACUGAGCACAAAUGGUGGUGAUACUACCCGUCCUUGUUCAAUUCAAUGGUUAAGUACUACUAUCGUAUCUUUUGAUAUUAUAAGUCAAAGGAACUUGAGAAAUCCUUACAAUAACAACUAUCUUCUUUUUAAAUGUAGAGACGGACAAAGUGUCGAGUUGAAUGUGGGCAAACAGUUAUGCACAUUAUUUUUAGAAGAAAUAUCCAUGUGUGAAAAAGUUAGCCGUCGACCAAUCUUAGGGUCGAUUAGAAACUAUUAACAUUCUUUAAUAGCUUCCUUUCAACUACAUAGCAUAGUUUUCUCAUUUGUGGACGUUUAUGGUCUAAAGACUGAAAAAGGAAGCUAUGGUGUAAGUACCUGAUGUGAAUAUUUCAAGUAGGCGAUAUAGAUAUAUUUUUAUAAAAGAUCUUAACAUUAUUUAUUCUAGUUAGUUCAUGUUUAUUUUAGCUUUUUAUUAUAAGUUUUAAAAAUUUUAUGAUAAAGGUUUUAAAACAAUCCAUUAGCAGUUGCAACGUGUAGGAUCCUGUCAUAUCAGUUUUAAAUUUUUAUUUCUAACAAAUUUGAAUUGAAUUUUGAUUACAGAUAGACAUGUAACAUUGAACCCAAUUUCUGUUUUAUUUUUGCUAGUCUUGUUCACCUUAUGUUGUUUAAUAUUUAUUCUAUUUAUAGGUUACAUGUUUGUGAUAAAUAUUCUAAUAAAUGUUUUAAGUAUUA
Molecule: messenger RNA, 4485 nt
Organism: Photinus pyralis (common eastern firefly)
Lineage: Eukaryota; Metazoa; Arthropoda; Insecta; Coleoptera; Lampyridae
Product: ATP-dependent DNA/RNA helicase DHX36-like
Exons: 10
Coding region: 185-4030 (1281 amino acids)
Cellular component (GO): intracellular anatomical structure
Molecular function (GO): RNA binding; ATP binding; protein binding
Source: RefSeq, a predicted model, not a curated record